Messenger RNA from Penicillium longicatenatum, 1797 nucleotides. RefSeq names its product putative bZIP transcription factor. The record is from RefSeq and is a predicted model, not a curated record. Gene Ontology annotation, molecular function: DNA-binding transcription factor activity. The coding region runs from base 1 to 1797 and encodes 598 amino acids. Gene Ontology annotation, biological process: regulation of DNA-templated transcription. Lineage: Eukaryota; Fungi; Ascomycota; Eurotiomycetes; Eurotiales; Aspergillaceae. The transcript is spliced from 3 exons.
AUGGCACGGUAUUCUCAGUUUGACUUCUACCAGCAAAAUCCAUCACCAUUAGAUGUUACGCCAUCAGAAGAGGAGGAGAUGAACGUGUUAGACGAUAAGAUUCUGGACUCCACCUCACCCGGACUCUCUGAUCCGCGACGUGCCUCAUACGACGAGGCCUAUUCACAUCGGAAUUCAGUCUGGUCCAACUAUUCAGCCGGCUCCGAUCAGUCUCGUCCAACCUCGCAUCUGGGUCAGGCCGUUUUGGAUUCUGGCGUUCCCUUUAUGCCCGUCGAUGGGGCCCACUACGCUCAACCAUGGUCUCUCUCUCGGAAUGCUUCCGGCUCAUGUACUCCAACUGCCUACGAUCAGGGGGGUGCAGUAGGGCCAGUAGGCUCCAUGCCCAUGGGUGCGGUUUCAUAUCGUGGUGCCAUGGGCUUCCAGCCGCCGGGUGGGGUCGCGAUGUCCCCGCAGUCUAGCCAGGGUUGGAUGCCGGCGCCUAUGGAUUUGUCCGAUGCAAACCCGUCAAAAAGCCUAUAUCGCAAUGGAUCCCCGUUGACGAUUCGUCGUGAUGGGAUUCGCAAGAAGAACGCUCGCUUUGAGAUCCCUGCCGAACGGACGUUGAGUAACAUCGACCAACUGAUUAAUCAGUCGACCAAUGAGGAGGAGAUCAAGGAGCUCAAGCAGCAAAAGCGAUUACUGCGUAAUCGCCAGGCCGCAUUGGACUCACGUCAACGCAAGAAGCUUCACACCGAGAAGCUGGAGGAAGAGAAGAAGCAAUAUGCUCAUGCGAUGACUCAGAUGGAGGAAGUCGUCGCAAGACUUCAAAAACGAGAGGCAGAUUUGCUGCGCGAGCAGGCCGACUGGAUGGCUCAACAGCAGCAGGUCACUCAGUACCUGGAAAGUUUGCAUAUUGAGAAAGACGAGAUGAUCCGUGUACACACCCUGGAGACGGCCGAACUUCGAAAGAAGAACAAUAUCCUGAUGGAGACUGUCGAGAAGUUGGAGCGUGGGGUCAGGCCCGGCAUGGAAUCCCAUGGCGAGUUCGGCUUUGAGGAUAUGUCGAUGGAUGGCCAUCCAUGGGACGACUUCCCCAUGAGCAAUGGACUCCCCAUGCAAGACCAGAUGCCUGCAUCGGGUCCGGUUCAAUCUCACGCUCUGACCCAGGUAAACGAGAGAGCAGAGAAGCCCUCGAACUCGGAGUAUCCGUUCAGCUGGAAUGCCUUCUACAUGUGUCUGCUCUUCGGUGCAUUCAUCGCUUCCAACAACACCUCCCUGCCCGGCCGAAAUCUUCCCCAACUGUCGGAAGAGUACCGCGCCGAGUCGGCUAACGUGCUUAAAGCGGUACUAGCCUCAUCCCCGUCGGAUGCUGCUCACUCCACCAACGCAGUGGCUGCAGCUGCUAGCGCUGGCGCCGGUGCAGCCACCAUGACCGGCAUGGAUAUGACCCAAAUGGGGCCUGGCAUGAGCGGGUCCUCCACGCUAGACGAACUGCACGAUACGCUAGUCAUUCCAACCGAAGAGCAAGAGCGCGCACAGGUUUUUGCCAUGAAUGCAGAUCAGUAUAAUUCCCUGACCACUUUCGAAGGGGACGGCAGCUUUAAGCCUCAGCCGCCGUCGGACUUGCAACAAGCACUGGCGGCUAUGCGCCACAACGCGGCUCAGCAUUCACGAAUGCAUGAUGCCACCUCCAAUGUAUACACUAGGUCGCUGAUGUGGGAACGAGUCCCACAGAAAGUGAUCCAUGAUUUCCGUCGUAUGGUUCAGGAGUUUGGGGCCGCUCCGGUCAAGCAGGAGAUGGGCUUUCAGUCCGCAUGA